AUGAAGGUCCUCUCCCUCCUCGCCGCCGCCUCCGCGGCCUCAGCCCACACCAUCUUCGUCCAGCUCGAGGCCGGUGGUACCACCUACCCCGUCUCCCACGGCAUCCGGACCCCAUCCUACGAUGGUCCCAUCACCGACGUGACCUCCAACGACCUUGCCUGCAACGGCGGCCCCAACCCCACCACUCCCUCCGAUAAGAUCAUGACUGUCAACGCCGGCAGCACCGUCAAGGCCAUCUGGAGACACACUCUCACCUCCGGACCCAGCGAUGUCAUGGACGCCAGCCACAAGGGUCCUACCCUUGCUUACCUCAAGAAGGUCGACAACGCCCUGACUGACAGUGGCAUCGGCGGUGGAUGGUUCAAGAUCCAAGAAGACGGCUACAACAACGGGCAAUGGGGUACCAGCACCGUCAUCACCAACGGUGGUUUCCAUUACAUUGACAUCCCCGCCUGCAUCACCAACGGGCAAUACCUCCUCCGAGCCGAGAUGAUCGCUCUGCACGCCGCGUCCUCCACCGCCGGGGCCCAGUUAUACAUGGAAUGCGCUCAAAUUAACAUCGUCGGCGGCACCGGCACCGCCUCGCCCUCCACUUACUCGAUCCCAGGUAUCUACAAGGCCAACGACCCCGGCCUUCUGGUCAACAUUUACUCCAUGGGCACGUCAAGUGCUUACACCAUCCCCGGCCCGGCCAAGUUCACUUGCUCUGGUUCUGGAAACGGCGGUGGAAGCCCGGCUCCGGGUACCACCACUACUGCUAAGCCGGUUGUCAGCAGCACAACCACCAGCAAGGCCGCCGCUACUACCAGCAGCACGACCCUGAAGACCAGUGUGGUUCCUUCGCAGCCGACCGGUUGCACGGCGGCGCAGUGGGCGCAGUGCGGCGGUGUUGGAUUUAGCGGGUGCACGACUUGUGCGAGCCCGUAUACUUGCAAGAAGCAGAAUGAUUAUUAUUCGCAGUGCUCAUAA
Messenger RNA from Sordaria macrospora k-hell, 969 nucleotides. RefSeq lists its product as uncharacterized. The record is from RefSeq and is a predicted model, not a curated record. Gene Ontology annotation, biological process: carbohydrate metabolic process. Lineage: Eukaryota; Fungi; Ascomycota; Sordariomycetes; Sordariales; Sordariaceae. Gene Ontology annotation, molecular function: cellulose binding. Gene Ontology annotation, cellular component: extracellular region.